AUGCGCUGCGCUGUGAUCGUCGCCCUCCUCUGCCUCGCCUCCCUGGCCCUCUUCGCCAAUGCCGCCAACCUGCUCGAAGUGAGCAAGACUGUGGAGGCUGGUCCUAAGACCGGCGUGUACACUGUCACGAUUGGCUACAAGGUUAUCGGUGCGCCUGGUCGCGUGGCCAACGUCAACAUCGCUGAUUCGCUCCCUGAGGAACUUGAUCUCGUCUCUGGUGACCUCGUUGUGAAGGCUGAGGAUCCCUCGACCGAGGAGUGGUAUUACCACUCGUACCAGGUGAAGAACAAGAACGUGCACCUCACCAUUGCUGAGCCCGAGGCCGUCGUGGAGCUCCCUCCCGCCGAGGUGAGCUACACCACUGGUGGCAACGCCGUCAGCACUGUCAGCACCGACGCUGUCCCCCUCGUGAUUGGUGUCCCCUUCCCCAAGGGCACUUUCAACCUCACUCCCGUGAUCGCGUUCUUCACGCUCGCGCUCCCCGUCCUGGCUGCCGUCUACCUCAUCCCGUAUUUCAGCACCUCGCAGCUCAAAAAGAGGAAGUAA
Molecule: messenger RNA, 546 nt
Organism: Acanthamoeba castellanii str. Neff
Lineage: Eukaryota; Discosea; Longamoebia; Acanthamoebidae
Exons: 3
Coding region: 1-546 (181 amino acids)
Source: RefSeq, a predicted model, not a curated record